AUGCCACUGUGGCAAAGGCCAUCGAAAUUUUCAGCCAAAGCACCGACACGUCAACUUGAAGCCAUUUGUGGUAUGAUCAGCCAACUAUUCACAGAACAGCCUCAGUACACGUCGGUAGAGUACUGGUCGAGGAAUACAUUCAAUACAUAUUUACAGUUACCCAAAAUGCGGAUGACUUGUUUAUGGAACAACAUCAGAGAAGAAGAAGCACAAACGAAAUGUUUGAAAAACUGUUUCGUGGUCAUCGAUGGGCAAAAUUUUUUCUUUAAUACUUAUAGACAAAGCAAGCUGCCUUUUGUGUUUGGUGCGGAAGCUGACGAAUAUGCAAAGUAUCUAAAAGAAAAACUAGCAAUAUUUAAAAAGGCAAACAUAGAAUGUUACAUCGUCUUUAAAGGUAGCGACACUGACAUAGAUGAUAAAAUACGAAAACUUUGGUUAACAACUUUCGAUUUUGGAAAAAAUUAUCAUUUUUCAUCUCCUGUUUUAAUGAAAGAAAUAUACAAACAAGUACUUGAAGAACUAGGCAUUAAGUACGCUACAAGCGUAAUGGAGUCUAAGGACGACUGUGUUGCGCUUGCGCAAGUAUUGCAAUGUCCCGUGCUAAGUGAGGAUAAAGAAUUCUAUUUUAAAGCUGCCCCUUAUAUACCGUAUCGAACACUGGAGUAUAUACCCUCAGACAGCUAUAUAGCAUGUAAGCAAUACCAUAUAAAUGAAUUAUUCCAAAAAUAUUUAUUAACAGUAAAAAAAAUUGCAAUAGUCUUAGCUUUGUCAGACGUAACUAUCUUUCCCAAUAAUUAUUUUAAUAGUCUUAUGAAAAAAUGGCACUUUACUGGACAUAACCUACCCAAUCAGUUACUACAAAUGCUAAAAUAUAUUUCAGAACACGGUGAACUAGAAGUUUUGAAUAGUAUUUUAAAUGUUUUUAUAAGUAAAUCAGAAAAAGAAAAAUUCAUGUCUCAGAUAGAGGUUUUGGAAAAAGCAAACAAGAGUGACAAUGUUGUUGUAAAUUAUUUGUUGAAUCUACCAUCGAUUCGUGAUUCACUAUGGUUUGAAACAGGGGUGGCAAACCAGAAAAUUGCCACUGACUACGUCUAUCUGUACAAACACAAAAUGAUCAUGGGCUCCUGGGCCAUAGAGAAAAAUGAUACCGUAGACAGUAUCAUGUUAUCUAUAGAUAUAAUAAAGUAUGGGUACAAUUUGUUGACGAAUUUCGAACCAUCUCAAAUCACCGUAUAUCAAAGUACUAAAAAGUAUGUACAAGUUAACACCGUAUCUGACAUUGCAAAGCCAAUAUACCAUUGCAGCGAAUCGGUGUUUGAAAAUGGCUGGAAAAAGAUAAAAGAUUUAAAAUUAUUCGAGCAUUUCUUGGUUCAAAAUAACAUAAACAUUGUUCUUCUUGACGAGUUGCCCGAAGAUGUUAAAAUGCUUGUUAUUGCUUUGAUAUACUUCGCUCGUAAAAAGAUUUCAGAAAACAUUCAGGUAACGAAGGAGGUUUACUGUUUUAUUAUAUCAUAUGUGAUGUUAAAUGCAGUAUUUGAUGAACCACAAUCAGCUUCAGAGAUACGAAAUAGUAUUACUGAAAAGGAUUUUAACACUGCAAAGAAUAUCACGACAAAGGAAAAAAAAUAUUUUGUUUAUGAUAACGAUGAGGCCAAGAGAAUAUUUAAUGAAAAUACCUUAAAAACUUUGGCUGAAAUUCAAUAUUGUUUAUUGCACAUGAACUAUUUGAAUACAUUAUGUGGGUCACCGUUCAUGAAAACGAGAUUCCACAAAACGUUCAAUGGUACCUUUAUAUACAAACUGUUGAAGGAUAUGAACGGUCGCGAUGAAAAAGAGUUCAUCGGAGAACUGUUUAAAACAGCGCCAUCUGUUUUAACAUUUGUGAACAAGCUGAUAAGUACAUACGAGAAGCUUCUUUAA
Molecule: messenger RNA, 1920 nt
Organism: Arctia plantaginis
Lineage: Eukaryota; Metazoa; Arthropoda; Insecta; Lepidoptera; Erebidae
Source: the annotation of a GenBank genome assembly